Parus major (Great Tit) is the source of this 3517-nucleotide messenger RNA. Its product is annotated as NF-kappa-B inhibitor delta. The record is from RefSeq and is a predicted model, not a curated record. The transcript is spliced from 7 exons. NCBI's taxonomy places the organism in Eukaryota, Metazoa, Chordata, Aves, Passeriformes, Paridae. Bases 1047 to 1811 code for a protein of 254 amino acids. Gene Ontology annotation, molecular function: protein binding. Gene Ontology annotation, cellular component: nucleus. Gene Ontology annotation, biological process: regulation of gene expression.
AGACUUUGUGCUAAUUUUACAUGUUAAGCAGACUAAGAAGGAAUUCCAUGAUCCAGCUGUGGCUUGGAGGCAUUUCCUGCAGCAGUCCUUGCUCCUGCAGUUCAGCUUCAAUCAUUGUUACCCUUUCCUGGCACCCUUGGGGAUGUGUGGGUGUGCAGCCACAGCUAAUGCUGAGCUUGACUGAAAAUCAGAUUAGCCAGAAAAUUGUAUUUCCACUUCCUGAAAUUGCAAGGGGUGGCUCUGGGGUACAAAACUACCCGAGGAGAGAAACAACUGCCCACCACCUCCUGCUUGAAAAGAAUCAAGUAUUUCUGUCUGGAGCAGAAUGAAGCCAGGGGUUGGUGUGACUGUGUGUGGGGUGGUCUCCUCCUGGUUUCCUUCAAGUAGGACCUGGGGGAAUGGAAGUGGCUCCAGCCAGAGCCAGAUGACCAAAGUGAAGCAGAGAAGUGUUUUCCUCAUCACUAAGGGCCACCAGCCACUUCCAUGGACUGUGACAACUCUUUGUCUUAUGCAAAAUAUAAGGACUGGGUCUCACUCACCAGGAGUUUUGACAAAAAUUAGAGUUUAACAGGUUGAUACAUUACAAAUAUAUCAAUUAGGGAAUGGUUGUUACCCCAGAUGGUGAGAUGUCACCAACACACCCAGAGCUGUAUCAUCCCAAAAAGCGAUUUAUACAUACAAUUCCCCAAACUGGGAAUUGUGGAGGACUUUGACACCUCCCAGUGGCGAAUCUCAGCUGCAAGAAGGUGCAGAAGUGGGAAGGAGGCAGCAUGGCAAAGCUCAGGAGUGCUGAGGGCUUGGACACUGCAGCUGUUUGAGGUAGGAAGCCCUUCCCGUGGGAAUGGGAGCUUUUGGGGCUCAUGGCAUGGAUUUGUGGAACUCUGGGUGUAAAACCCCAAAAGUGACAGUGCUACCCUGUAAAACUGUUUUCUCCCAGCGUGCUCUGUGGUCCAUCAGUGAUCGGUGUCUUUAUUUACUGUCUUAGAAUUCUGCAUAUUUAUGCAGCUAAAGGCCUGAGGGCCCACACGCUGGCAGCCGCAGAGCGCAUGAAACCCCUGAGGAGACUCGAUGCCAAGGAACACAGAGGAAAGACUCCCCUGCUGGUGGCUGUCACUGCCAGGCACGCUGCCAUUGUCCACGACCUGAUCCAGGCAGGAGCAGACGUCAACGCCGUGGACAACAAAGGGCAGUCAGCUUUACACCUUGCUGCCACCUAUGGCUAUGCCCAAGUGCUCCAGGUUAUCUUGUCCCUGGGUUUCCCUCUGGAUUUGGAAAUGAAGGAUUUUGAAGGCCAUACCCCUCUCCACUGCGCUGUCCUGGCCCACAACACCCUGCUGAGGGAUCAGGGCAGCCAGGCACUGACAGAGGAGCAGCACAGGGAGCUCCAGCAGCAGAGCAGGGAGCUGGAAUCCUGCAUCCAUCUCCUGGUGCAGACCGGAGCCUCCAUAUACAGCCGGGAUGUGAAAAGCAACAAGACAGUUCUUCAUUACACAGUCCAGGAUGGGAACAUUUCCCUGCUCAGGUACUUCCUGGAGCUGAACGCUUUCAAGUCCAAGGAUUUUGUCAACAACAAGGCCCAUGGCAACACAGCCCUGCACAUGGCAGCUGCUUUGCCUGGUGACAAGAACCAGAAGGAAAUCAUCCAGCUGCUCCUGGAGCACGGGGCAGACCCCAGCAUCAGGAAUUUGGACAAUGACCAGCCAAUCCACAUGGCCCGUCCUGGAAAAGCUGGGGAACAGGCCAGGCAUUUGCUGAAGAAAGGGAAAGUCACACCUGCAUCCAACUCCUGCCGCAGAAAUGCCAGAUCCUGACUUCACUGCAAUUCAUGGAACGGCUUCAACUCCAGCUUCUGCCUUCUAUAAAAACUGUGAGGGUGGUUCUGCAGCACAUCCCUGCUCCUCCAGGCUUAAACCAGGCUGGGCUGAGAGCGUUUCUCAACCUGUGGCCACGAACAGCAUGCCAGACAGCAGAAGAUGAGCUUUCAAAUGGUUGAAAACUCAAUUUUGGUAACAGAGAAUGUGAAUAAACCUCCAGCAAGGAGGUGAGCAAAUCAAAUGGCUGCUACAUAAAUAAGUAAAUAUUCCAAGUAAGUUCAAAGCACAGCCAAGCUUUGAUUUGGUAGCAGCUGAAACCCUUGGAGGUGACAGAGCACAAGGUGACAGUUUGGCUACAAAAGGUUGAGAAAUGCUGCUCUGAGGCAUCCCCAAACUGUGCCUCUGGCUGGAGCCUGUACAGAGGGACUGCUGCAAAUGCUGCAGCCUCUGUGACAUGCAGCAACCACUGACCCUGCUGCCCUGGGAAUGCAGGAUCCUGAGGGGAAGCCUGGAUGGAGAACUUGAGUCAGUCCUGGCUGGAUUUCACCUGAGGGAAUGGACAUCCAAACCCAAGAGCCCCACGGGAGGGUCCUGCAAGCUGGAACUGCCCAUUCUCAGCACUUUGGGAGGGCUCUGGAGCAGCUCCCCAUGGCAAUUAUCCCCAUGUCACCCCAGCCCAAGAGAAGAACCAGGUGCUGUAAGAACAAGGACAUGGGGCAGUUUUGUGUGGCUCCUGAGGGGACACCUCCAAUGCAAUCCGAGUCUCCAGCUCUGGUGGCACAGAGCAGCUCUGGAAGCCCCUCAGGUGUGGAGCUGGGCCCUCACCUGUGUGGCAGACAGAGAAUUCCUUUGGGGCUCCGACAGUUUUUCGGGCAGCAAAGCCCCGUUGGUCUGCACAGCGUGGUCAGGGUGCAAGGGCUGAGUGCUCUCCUACUGCCGUUCCCACCUGAGAGGGGUUUAACAGGUUCUUUUUAGCGUUUCUGUGAAAUGAUUUGUGAAUUGCUGUGCAAUCAGUGACUCUGCCAGGGCAGGGACUGCAGGUCGGUGCCUGGAGGGAUUCAAGGCCAUGUUUUUCCUGUCCUCAGGGCUCACUCUGAGAUGUAUUUUGAUGGUUUCUCAGAGUGCCCCGGUGCUGUUCUCCAGCAGGAUGAGCAGAGAGAUGGAGGGCAGAGCUCUUAAAUCACUGCAGCCACUUCCUUGAGCACCCACUGGCUGCCUCAGUGGGAUUUCCUGAGGCACUCACAGGCCUGGAGUGUUUAAACAACUGACAGGAACAAAAACUCUUAAGAAAUGCAGAGAUCUCGAUUUUCCAGCCCUCCUCUCUGCUGUUGGGCCAUUGCCUCUCACUCAAUCCUGCUGACAGAGAAGCAGACGUGUAUUUGCAUGUGUUUGCAUAAAUUUUCAUGCAUCUGAGCACAGGCCAGUAAAAGGCUGUGCUGUCUCACUUGGAAAGAUGCUUACAAGGAGGCCUGAAUGGAGUGAGAACUGUAUCAGUGAGUUAGUACCGAGUGUCAGGCAAAAUGAUGGAUAAAAUAUCUACUUCUGGAACCUGCCAGCAGCAGAACUGUCACGCUGUGAGCAGCACGUGGCACGUGAAAAUGUAAAAAGCUUUUCGCCAUCUAGAAAUGUCUGUGAGGUGCCUGAAGUCCUUCGGCAGCACGUGGAAAAAAAAAAAAUACAGGAGCUUUCUUUCCUGGAGUGGC